UUUUGUCUUGCGGUGGUUGGCUAUUUAGAGCGCAGCGCCCAAGCAGGCAGCUCACUCCAGCUGGGACUGAGCCGAGUGCCACUACCGCCGCACCCAACCCCCACCCCAGCACCGGCCCCCUGCGCGGCCUCCGCCGUUUCUUUGCCGACCCUGCCCGAGGAGCAGCCGGAGCCCCGAGGCAGGCGAAAGAGCCGCUUCCCCCCGCAGCGCAGGCAGAGCCCCGCCAUGUCCACGGAGAGCGCCCCCGAGUACGCCUCCUUCUUCGCCGUCAUGGGCGCCUCAGCUGCUAUGGUCUUCAGCGCCUUGGGAGCUGCUUAUGGGACAGCAAAGAGUGGCACGGGUAUUGCAGCCAUGUCUGUCAUGAGGCCUGAGCUGAUCAUGAAAUCAAUCAUCCCUGUUGUCAUGGCAGGUAUCAUAGCCAUCUAUGGCCUGGUAGUGGCAGUCCUUAUUGCCAAUGCUCUUUCAUCUACCAUCACACUAUACAAGAGCUUCCUUCAGCUGGGUGCUGGCUUGAGUGUGGGCCUCAGUGGUCUGGCUGCAGGCUUUGCCAUUGGCAUUGUGGGUGAUGCAGGUGUACGGGGGACAGCACAGCAGCCCAGGUUGUUUGUGGGCAUGAUCCUGAUCUUGAUCUUCGCUGAAGUCUUGGGUCUCUAUGGCCUCAUUGUUGCCCUUAUCCUUUCCACAAAGUAAACACCGUAGUAUGAUGUAAAGAGAUGCAACAGAAACAAAACCACACUUAAAAAAAAAAAAAUGACAAGCUCCAGAAUGAAAAUGGUCUCUCCAAUGUGUACAGUUGUCUCAAUUUGGUAGUUGAUCUCUUGUAAAUGCGCAAUGUAUGUUAGUGACUCGUCUGUCCUGUGUGUACUUCAAUAUUAAAUUGGAUGGGCUUCCCCAAGCCUGCUGCCUGGCUUGGGGUUGCCUACAUGCAAUUUUCCACCCAUUUUGCCGUUAGAGUACUUUAUGUAUAAAUAUGAACUAGACUUGUAAUUUUUCUCUUCACUGGAUGUUUAUUUAUAAGACUUGACAUGUUCAUACAUUUAUGGAGCAAGAAUUUUCAAUUUCCCAUGCUAUAUAUAUUAAUCUUAUAUAUAGGUAGAUUAUUACACUGUGGGGUCAAUUGUAAGUGCAGAGAAUUCCUUGGAUGUAAUUUGAAUCUAAAGAUUGCUGUAGUGUCCUGAUAUUGGAGUGUGAGAAUUCUGUUUGUGUUUUACAGCAAAUGUCAGAAACACUCCUGUGUUUCCAGUAGUAAUAAUGUAUGCUCCGGCAUCAAAGUCGUGCACCCAGUGCUGGGUAUUGCAGUUAUACAAUGUUUCCAAAUAAAACUUCCUCCACUAAAUGAC
Molecule: messenger RNA, 1340 nt
Organism: Gavialis gangeticus (Gharial)
Lineage: Eukaryota; Metazoa; Chordata; Crocodylia; Gavialidae
Gene: ATP6V0C
Product: ATPase H+ transporting V0 subunit c
Exons: 3
Coding region: 226-690 (154 amino acids)
Biological process (GO): proton transmembrane transport
Cellular component (GO): proton-transporting V-type ATPase, V0 domain
Molecular function (GO): proton-transporting ATPase activity, rotational mechanism
Source: RefSeq, a predicted model, not a curated record